Molecule: messenger RNA, 2433 nt
Organism: Oncorhynchus mykiss (rainbow trout)
Lineage: Eukaryota; Metazoa; Chordata; Actinopteri; Salmoniformes; Salmonidae
Source: RefSeq, a predicted model, not a curated record
ACUGAUCAGAGUCUCUGUGUCGUCUGUCUGUGUGACAGUGAACAACCGUCCAAAUGGCUCAUCAGGGAGUUCUGCUGGACCAGGACCAGUUCUGUUGUUCUGUCUGUCUGGAUCUACUGAAGGAGCCGGUCACUAUUCCCUGUGGACACAGUUACUGUAGGAGCUGUAUUGAGGGCUGCUGGGAUCAGGAUGAUCUGAAAGGGGUCUAUAGCUGUCCUCAGUGCAGACAUACCUUCACUACAAGGCCUAUGCUGAUGAAAAAUAACAUGUUGGCUGAGCUGGUGGAGAAACUGAGAAAGACAGGACUCCAGGCUGCUCCCUCUCCUGCUCUGUGCUAUGCUGGAUCUGGAGAUGUGGCGUGUGAUUUCUGCACUGGGACCAGAAAGCAGAAAGCCCUCAUGUCCUGUCUGGCGUGUCUGGCCUCUUACUGUGAGACUCACCUCCAACCUCACUAUGAAUUUCCUGCUUUGAAGAAGCACAAGCUGGUCAAAGCCACGGCACAACUACAGGAGAAGAUCUGCUCUCAUCAUGACAAACUGCUGGAGGUUUACUGUCGUACCGAUCAGCAGUGUAUCUGUUAUCUGUGUACAAUGGAUGAACAUAAAGGCCAUGAUACAGUGUCAGCUGCAGCAGAGAGGACUGAGACACAGAAGCAGCUGGGGAUGAGUCAGCAGAAGGUCCAGCACAGAUUCCAGGAGAGAGAGAAGGAGCUGAAGGAGCUCCAACAGGCUGUGGAGUCUUUCAAGCGCUCUGCACAGUCAGCAGUGGAGGACAGUGAUCAGAUCUUUACUGAGCUGAUCCGCUCCAUUGAGAGAAGGAGCUCUGAGGUGAAGGAGCUGAUCAGAGCCCAAGAGAAGGCUCAAGUGAGUCAAGUUGAAGGACUCCUGGAGCAACUGAAGCAGGAGAUAGCUGAGCUGAGGAAGAGAAGCACUGAGCUGGAGCAGCUCUCACACACAGAGGAUCACAUCCAUUUCCUCCAGAGUUAUCAGUCUCUCUCCAGUAUCAGUGUAUCUUCAGACUUACCCAGCAUCGUUGUCCGUCCUCUUCAGUACUUUGGAGAUGUGAGUAAGACUGUGUCUGAACUGAGAGAGAAACUAGAAGACUUCCUUAAAGGAGAAUGGACCAAGAUCUCCACUACAGUGAAUAUAGUGGAUGUUGUACUGCCUCCAGAGCCCAAGACCAGAGAACAGUUGUUACAAUAUUCCUGUCAGCUCACACUGGACCCAAACACAGCAUACACACACCUCUCUCUGUCUGAAGGGAACAGAAAGGUGACCGAUACACGCAAAUUCCAACCAUAUCCUGUCCAUCCAGACAGAUUCACCAACUGGUACCAGGUUCUGUGUAGAGAGGGUCUGUCUGGACGCUGUUACUGGGAGGUGGAGAGGACUGGUUAUGUUGUUACAGCAGUCUCAUAUAAAGACAUCAGCAGAACAGAGAGAGGUAAUGAUGGUGGAUUUGGAAACAAUAACAAGUCCUGGAGUUUAAAGUGCUAUAGAGGUGGUUAUUGGUUCAGACACAAUAAUGUUGAGACUAAAGUAUCAGGCCCUCAGUCCUCCAGAGUAGGAGUGUACCUGGAUCACAAGGCAGGUACUCUGUCCUUCUACAGUGUCUCUGACACAAUGACCCUCCUCCACAGAGUCCAGACCACAUUCACUCAGCCCCUCUAUCCUGGGUUUUGUCUCAAUGGUACUGCUGAGCUGGUUAAACUGUAGUAGGGUCCACAUAGAUACUAGUCAUGCUGGUGUAGUCUAUAGCUGAGCUGGUUAAACUGUAAACUGAUUUGUUAUUCAUUAAAAUUCAAUACAAUGUUUUAAUCUUGUACAUUUCCAUGAAUCAUGAUGUCUGGUGUUGAUGUAUAUUGGUUGUCAUUCAGAACCAUUGAUAUGUUUUCUCAGUUGGUUCUCUGUCUCUAUGUAAUUCUCCUCAGUAUCAUUGAUCAGCUUGUUGGCUCGGUCCUAAUUGAUGUGUUCUCUGUUACCUGGAGCUGCAUGGAAAAUGGUCCAGGAACUAAAGGACAAUUCAGGACUAGUCAGCCCACUACAAGCUGGUAUCACUUACUUUCUACUAAACUAUAUGGUCUGGUUUCCCAGACACAGAUUAAUCCUAGUCCUGGACUAAACAGUAUGUUCAAUGUAGAUGUCCAGGAAACUGGCCCUAAAUGUGUCAUCUUUCAUCCUCCCAUACUGCUCAGUCCAGCAACAUUAAACCUGUCCAGCAGGUGGUGCUGUUGACCAAACAAUAAAACCAGCAGAUCUCUUGACUUGCCACUCAGUAUAUCAGUAACGUUCAGAAUAGUACUUUAAUAUCAUUGGAGAUUGAUGGUCUUUUUAAUCCACUAUCCAGAGUCAGGAACAGAUGAAGUUAGGUCUGCUACUGUUCAGUGAUUAAAUAUGAUUUAUGGUGAUGGGAAAUAAUAAAAAACACUCAACU